AUGGAUCUCUCUACCAGUGCUGUGGUCUUCUUGUUCCUCACCUACCACCUCUCUGAGGCAGGAGAUCGAAGCUAUAAUUCAAUCCUCAUUGUGCCAAACGGCGGGGAGUGGGGAGAAUGGGGAAAAAUUGAAUCCUGUCCCAAAGGACAUGCAUACGGAUUCUCACUGAAGGUAAAGGCUUAUCUAGAUCUUCUUUUUGAUACCCUGAUCCCAAGGAAUAGUCACAAUAAUGUAAUAUAUAUAUAUUUUAAGUUGCUUCCCAUCUUUCUUUCUGAACCUAUUGCCUGUAUAUUGCUGCCUGCAAGGUGCUUUGAAGUGUUGACUGCCAUGCUUAAAGAUUUAAUAGCUCUGAAAAGUCUCCAUGCCACUUUGUCAGUCCACACUGGAGAGGCUUAGAGUGAAUUGCAUUUUGCAUAAAAGAAAACUGCAUGGACUGGAGGAAAAAGGGACAAGGAUACAGAAAAGUUUGGAGUGCAAUGAGUUGGCAAUAUUGUGGUCAGGUUUAUCUUCCUGAAAAGUGAGUGCCCAACUGGAAAAUACAGACUAAACUGUUAGUGUGGAAGUAACCCAGGUACGUUCUGGUGCUUUCUAGAAGGGUUGCCAUAAAUCCAGAUUUUCGCUGACAUGUCCAGGAUUUCAACAACUUUCCUCAAAAAAGCUCAACAACUUUUUGUGUUAGGAUUCUUACUUCUUGAAAUAAUAUGGCAACCCUAACUUCACAAACUGGAGGAAACCCGCUGCAGCAUAUGCAGACAUAAGAGAGGGAUUGAGGAUGCCUUAGCCAGCCAUUAGCAAGAUCAAUUUUUUCCUUUUAAGUUUGCUUACUUGGGGCCCAUUGGACUGGUUGCACCAAAAGCAAUUGUCUUUUGAUGCAGCUCAGAAUGUAAAUCUCAAUCCAGAACCAGUAAUACUUGUACACAAUUAGGGACAUGUAAUUAUGAACAGAUAACUGCUUAUUCAUGUUGCAAGCUACUACUUUGGAAAAUUCAGACUAGUUUGAUUAACUACAAUAACACCCCCUCUUUUGUAACAUACACAAUAUCUUUUUUCCGUUUUGUUUUCUGCAUGGGUACUAUUUCUUGUUUCUUCCUUUUUGUGCCUGAUCUUACUCUGUGCACUUGUAAUUUUGUACUUUUUAUUUUUCAGUAAAGAAUAUAAAACAGAGUCCUAGCUUGCAAAAACAGCUUCAUUGCAGUCUCUUUCUCUCAUUUGCACCAGACAGAGAGAAAACGAGGAUUGACUGGUGAUGAUACUUCCCUCAAUGGCAUCCGUCUCCAUUGCAGUAGUGGUGCAGUUGUACAAUCCACUGUCGGACCGUAAGCAUCUUCUUCAUUUUUCUCUUUGUUGCUUGGAAAGUGAUGAUGUGAGGGGCUGGCUGAAAUCUAUUAUGUUUCAGCACCAGGGCAGGAUAAUGUCAGGGUCUAUCAUCCUCAUUCUUAGCUCUCAGACUCUAAGGAUACCAACUCUAGGUUGCCUUCCAAAUUUCAGAGGAACCCAAGCCCCACAUAACAAAGAGAAAAGAGACUGCAACAACAGAGUACAAAGGUAAGGAAAAGCAUGAAGCAGCAGCAGCAACACAGAAUGAGGUUGUUCUGCUUUACAUCUGUUAGGCAAGAGCAGCAAUGCUUCAUGGCACCGAUUCACCCUUACCUUAAAAAACAGUCCCAUUCUUAACAGAAGAUUGGGGUUCAAAACCCCUUUAAAGAUUCUCUAGCUUCAUCUUCCAGGGGCAGAUUGGGAGGGUGUGGUGUGGGUGGACCCCGGGUGGCACAGGGCAGAUCCACCUACUCCAGGGGUCACAACACACAGCCCUACUUAGAAGUUGAGGUUUGGUAGACACACUAUACCUGAUGAGGUCUACAAAUGACACCUUUUAAAAAUCUAAGGAGGCAACUGCCCUCUUGACUUUCGUGGUGGAAAGCAAAUCAUUCCAAUUUGGGUCGUAUUUCCAGAGAGGCAGACAUUAUCAUAUUGUCUUCUUUUUUUUGCAGGUGGGGAGAGUGGACAGAGGUUAAGGAAUGCCCCAGGGGCUACCUGGUUGCCUUCACUCUGAAUGUUGAAUCCCGAAAAGGGCCAGCUGAUGAUACAGCAGCCAACAACAUCCAGUUCAGCUGUGGAGAUGGUGUUAUACUGGAGGGCGAGUCUCCCACCUUUGGUACUUAUGGCCAGUGGAGCAAGCGCUGCCCCGCUGGUGCCAUCUGUGGGAUCCAAACAAAGGUGGAGGCUCCAGCUCCAGGUGAUAGCACAGCACUUAAUGAUGUCAGGUUCUUCUGCUGUGACUGA
Podarcis lilfordi (Lilford's wall lizard) is the source of this 2283-nucleotide messenger RNA. Lineage: Eukaryota; Metazoa; Chordata; Lepidosauria; Squamata; Lacertidae. The record is from the annotation of a GenBank genome assembly.